Molecule: messenger RNA, 2120 nt
Organism: Neodiprion fabricii
Lineage: Eukaryota; Metazoa; Arthropoda; Insecta; Hymenoptera; Diprionidae
Product: WASH complex subunit 1-like
Exons: 4
Coding region: 318-1838 (506 amino acids)
Biological process (GO): exocytosis; Arp2/3 complex-mediated actin nucleation; endocytic recycling
Cellular component (GO): WASH complex; recycling endosome; early endosome
Molecular function (GO): actin binding; gamma-tubulin binding; alpha-tubulin binding
Source: RefSeq, a predicted model, not a curated record
UUGGCCAGUUUUUGACGGACGGAACGGAACCUAACAUAACCUAACCUGAUAAAGACUUAAUGGGCGUAAAGUGGCAGAACUAAGAAUGGCAGUCGUUCGCCUAUGCAGACGAUAUGCAGUAGCACUUGUUUUGAGUAGUUUAAACCAGAUUUAAAUACAACUCGAAUGAUAUGAGAGAGUUUAUGGCGAUGAGUUAAUGGUUCGUGAUUGUUGUUAAGUGUCAAUACAUUUUUCGGGGGAAGAACCCGGCGUCGGAUUGAUAUUUGAAUCAAUCGUCGUUUGUUUGUAUAAAAAUUGACCUUAUCGAAUCAGGAGAAAUGCAGGGGCACAUAGAAAUUGGUGUGAUUCCGCAUGAUUUGCGACAGGAGGAAACCAUAGUCCAGAUUGCAGAAGCAUUAGAUUCGCUCAACUCUGCUGUAGCAAGCAUAUUUAGCUGUAUCGACGAGCGGUUAUCGGAAAAUACAAAAAGAUUAGCCGGUAUAAAAGGUCGCGCUGUGAAACUUCAGGGCAGAUUAGACCACCUCCAAAAUAACCUAAGCUUGAAGGCGGUGAAGCUAUACUCUGCAGCAAAAUACCCCUCGAAUCAUGUCUACAGAGAGUAUCCGCUGGCUCUAAAACUGCCAAUUAAAAAGGAGGAUAAACCGCCGAGUGUCUAUAAGAGCCCAGUUCCCAUAGCGCAGGAGUUGAACUCGCAAAAUAUUGUCACCGAAAAGUCAAAGGGCGGGCGGUGGAACGUUGACAUCAACAUACAAGACAAGCUGCAAUUUUAUCAUGUCAAAAGUAAAACAAAUAAAGGCAAGGGCUCUGGACAUUCUAGAGCUAUUCCAGUUAGACCAACCUCUGUCAGUUCGCUACUGCUACACGACGCCAAAGACAACCAGUAUGGUAAACUUCCCGCAAAAAGCCUGGCAUCGGCUAAUGACAAGAGGGAAAUCGAAGAUGCUCCUACUUCGAUAUUGCAGUCAUGGCACACCAACGAUCUAGAAUCUCCAUCAAACUACUUCUAUGCUCCAACGUUAGGCGAAGUUCCGCAAAUAAACGUACCUCUCAGUCUCCCAGACCUGCCAGGAAUAGUGGAUGACGAACGUUUUGUGCUUGACCUACACAGUCAGAGUCCAAUUGCUCCAUCUUCGGUGGUAACAACACCGACUGUGAACCUGCCCUUACCAGCAGCUCCGUCCGAUUCUGCCCCCGACGCAACUAUGGACCCUCAAAACAGUAGAGAAAAUGAACCUAGCCUUCCAAAUUUGAGCCUACCAAGCAUAUCGUCAGAGCAAAAUCCUCCACCACCUCCACCUCCGGUUGAGAUCGGUAACAUUUCUCAUCCUGGGCCACCACCGCCUCCUCCUCUCAAUCCCUCCACACUUUCAAUCUCGACAUCUCAACCACCACCUUCUGCUCCUGCUCCUCCUCCUCCUCCGCCUCCUCCUCCACUUGUCGAACCUCCAAAAUUGUCAUCAUCGGUUACGAAAGACACUAAAACACAGUCUGUUAAAUCUGUUCCAAAUGUCGAUCAGGUCGAUAAUCGGUCUAGCCUAAUGGCAGCUAUCCGCGAUGCGGGCGGAGUUGGUAGAGCAAAAUUAAGGAGUGCAGCACGUAAGGAUGAAAAUACAGAUAAAUGGUCUUCUGCUUUCGUUGGGGGCGAUUUAAUGGCAGAUUUACACAACAAAUUAUCACUCAGACGUAGAGGUAUUUCUGGAACAGCUACCGGCGCAUUGGGCAGAAUGUCCGCUAUGAUUCCUCCACCUCCGAAACCAAACGAGUCCGCUACUUCGGAGCGAAAUUCUGCCGCAAGUGAACAAGACUCGCAACCUGAUACCGAUGAUUGGGAGGAAUGAUAGACUAAGAUUGCUACUUGAAACUUCCUUUUUCGCUGUAUAAAAACAUACACAGAGAGUGAUAAAAUAUAUAUUCUAACAAUAACGAUAAAAAGAAAAAAGAAAAUGUCUUCUUUGCUGUCGUGUACAUAAUUCAAUCCGUUGUUAUAGCCGUAAUUUCUGAAUUAAUUUCACGCAAUUUGAACUAAAAGCUGGUCAGUAUUAACAAUUACAGUACUUGAUGUAUUGGUAAAUCGAUACAAAAAAAGGUCAACAAUAAUAAAAAUAUUGGUACAAAAUUCA